GGAACGAUAAGAUGGCGGACAAGAAGCACAAAAAAAGACGUAAAGAAAGGAAGAAAGAUAACGAUAAGGAUGAGACAGAGCUCUACAAACAUUAUGAAACAUUUUAUGAAGCAGCGCCCCCCGGAUUUGUAAGGGUUGAGGAAGCAAAACCUGAGGAUUGUAUUCCAGAUCUUCCAGAGAAUGAAAAGGCACGAGAUUUUUUGUCAAAAGCACCAACAAAAGGAUUAUGGAUGCCUCUUGGAAAGGAGGUGAAAGUCAUGAAAUGUUGGAGAUGCAAGUCGUAUGGCCAUAGGACUGGAGAUAAGGAAUGUCCAAUGUUUGUGUCUGGAAAUCGAACUAGUGAAAAAUUUAGAAUGGCACACGAAGACCCAAUGCAUGAUUUCAUUGUGGAGAAAAAGAAAACUGAAAAAGAACAGAGGAUUGAGCAACUUAAGGCUUUGCUGGAAGAAUCAACAACAUCAGAAAGCGAUUCAAGCUCUUCCGAUUCUUCUACAAAUUCCAGUGAAAGCGAGAGGAGGAGGAAGAAAAAGAGAAAACAUUCAAAGCAACAUAAGAGAAAAAAUAAAAAGACUAAAUACCACUCUAAGGAGUCUGACAGUGUUAGUAGGAAAAAUAAAAGUAGACACAAUCUCCCAGAACAUCGAAAGAAGGAAAGAAGGGAAAGAUAGAAAAUUUUUGAUAGUUUUAUAAAGAAGGGAUCGGGUUGAUGUGCAUGGAUUAAAAUACUAUCCAAGAUAAUCUCUUUGUAUCAUUGUCAAGGCUGUCUUGAAAGCAAAAUUUAACAAAGAGAUUUUAAUAAAUAUUUUGUGGAGAGGGCAUACUUUUGAAAUGCCCAUCGACCGCCAGACCGCAA
Messenger RNA from Xenia sp. Carnegie-2017, 853 nucleotides. RefSeq names its product retinitis pigmentosa 9 protein homolog. Gene Ontology annotation, biological process: RNA splicing. The transcript has 6 exons. NCBI's taxonomy places the organism in Eukaryota, Metazoa, Cnidaria, Anthozoa, Malacalcyonacea, Xeniidae. Bases 12 to 668 code for a protein of 218 amino acids. The record is from RefSeq and is a predicted model, not a curated record.